Molecule: messenger RNA, 625 nt
Organism: Hibiscus syriacus
Lineage: Eukaryota; Viridiplantae; Streptophyta; Magnoliopsida; Malvales; Malvaceae
Exons: 3
Coding region: 18-521 (167 amino acids)
Source: RefSeq, a predicted model, not a curated record
UUGAAUAUCUUUGAUGCAUGUGGAAUGAGAUUGAACCUUGCCAUGCGACCGGAUUGGCUGAUGAUGGAUGUGUUGACAAAAAAAGUAUAAGCCUUGACGUGCCAUUUGGUGGUUAUCUCGUAUAUGGUGUGGCACACCAACAUUCAGGGGCCAUUGGUUCUGCUCUUUAUAGAGAGGAUUGCCAAGUUAUAAGUUCUUCGUUUCCGACUUACGGGGAGGGAGAAGAACCGGGAAACGAAGCCGGUUAUAUUGUUGGAAUAACUACAUGCUAUCCUCUACCGGGAGCCAUCGAGAUAUCUAAAGGGGAGACUUUGACUUUGGAAUCAAAUUACAGUAGCAUCAAACGUCAUACGGGAGUAAUGGGGCUGUUCUACAUUUUGGUUGCGGACCAAUUGCCCAAGCCAAGGCACACCCUAUGCACUGUCAUUCAAACACAGGAUACUAUUACACUAUUACCAAUCCUUUGGGCCGUGGUAGCGAUGAGCGGUGCGGUAGCUGUUAUUGCCGUCUCCAUUCAUUAACAACUUAAGCGUGAGGGAGACGGCUAUGAAGCAAUUGGCAUGUGAAUGUGUUUAAAUAAGCUCUACACCGUGUUGCAUGUGAGAGUUCCAGUAACUUUGUUGUG